UGUUGUAUUUUUGAUUCAUUUGCUAUUUAGUGAUUUAAUAUCCUACUUUUUUAGAUCAUCCGAUUGAUAUAUGGUGAUCAUGUUAUCAAUUUUUAGAUUUAUAUCAAUCGAACCUGUAGUAUUUUUCUACGUAUUGGCCAUAUUUGCUGAAUACGAUGUUGUGGGGGAUUUGUUCUAUGUUAGUAAAUGUAUUGAUCAUCUUAAAUUAAAUGCCACCGAUCAAUUACAUUUAUGUACUGAAGAUCUCAAGCAUAAUAAAAGUUCUGAAAUAUCUAAUGCCGUUUCGAAAGAAGCAAAUAAUGCUCAAAAAAUAUACAAUGGUAUCCUUUAUGCAACCUCAAUUGCUUCAUCAUUCAUUGCAGCUACCUAUGCUGAUAGACGUAGUAAAUUCUGGCCAAUCAUUAUUCCAAUAAUUGGUUCAGCCAUCGUACAAUUGUUUGUUCUUGGAUCAUUGUUCAACAAUUUUAGCGAAGAAAUUCCAUUCCUAUUACGAUCUAAAGGCGUAUUUAUCAUAUUUCUUUGUUCAUGCAUUUCUGGUAUCACUGGCGGAACAUCGACAUUAUUGUCCAGUUGUUUUGCACAUGUCGCAGAAAAAUGUAAUCAAUCACAACGAACAUCGCGAAUUACGAUUGUCGAAGCAUGUCUUUUCGGUGGCGGAUUUUUCGGUUUUACUUUUGCCGGUGCUAUCUUUCGUCGAUAUCCGAAUUCAUUAGAACGUUAUGAUUUGAAUUUCGGUUUAUUCUUAAAAAUACAUUUGCUCAUGAUAAUCUAUGUGAUUUUUAAACGUCGAAUGUUUACGAAGCCUAAUCGAGCUCAUUCACAAGUGGCUAUUACGAUGUUAUUCACAUCAGUAUUUCGAACAAUAAAUCGCCAACGUGCAUAUCGUUAUCAACGUCGAAUCAUUUAUCUGAUCCUGAUCGCUUUCAUUAUUAUUUCUUACUGGAAUGUAGCGAUUACUACCAUGUUGUUUAUCUAUACGAGAAAUAUGUUAAAAUGGCCACCAUGGAAAUAUUCUUAUUUUAGCAGUGCCAAAUUUGGUCUUAGCGGUAUUUUCUUGUGUCUGUUGCCCGUUCUCCAAUAUUUGCUCGGUAGCGGAAAAAUGGCCAUUGGAAACUAUUUUCAGCAACCAUUAAAUGAUGGAACAUUAAUAACAAUCGGUUUACUUUCAAGAACAUUGGCCAUCAUAAUGAUAGGAUUAUCAACUAUAGCAUCGAGCGAUUUGUUCAUGAUCUUUGCUUUAGUAUCAAUCAUAUUUGCUGAAUAUCCAAUACCAGCUAUUCGUUCCAUGAUAUCCAAAAUCGUUGAGCCAGACGAAAAAGCACAAAUGUUUGCCGUUUUAGCAGCUAUACAAUCAAUCUGUUUUUUCACUGGUGGCAUCGGUUUCUUAGAGAUUUACAAUGCCGUUCUUGAACCAAUUUCCAAUGGACCAGGAUGGAUAUUCAUUACUAUAGGUUUUUUACAAUUGCUAUCCAUGUUUAUAUUCUGGUAUGUUGGAUAUCUCAUUGAUCAAACAAAUACCGAACAAAUGUCCAUUACAUCAAGUGUGCCUAAUGCACGAGAAUCACCACAAAAUGAAUAGAUUUAUUUAAAAUCAGAAAAAAAUUUUACAUAACAAUAAAACAAUUUUAUUCAUUUUAUAAAACAAA
This is a messenger RNA of Dermatophagoides pteronyssinus (European house dust mite), 1646 nucleotides long. Its product is annotated as lysosomal proton-coupled steroid conjugate and bile acid symporter SLC46A3-like. Gene Ontology annotation, biological process: transmembrane transport. Lineage: Eukaryota; Metazoa; Arthropoda; Arachnida; Sarcoptiformes; Pyroglyphidae. Gene Ontology annotation, cellular component: membrane. The record is from RefSeq and is a predicted model, not a curated record. Gene Ontology annotation, molecular function: transmembrane transporter activity.